This is a messenger RNA of Protobothrops mucrosquamatus (brown spotted pit viper), 1011 nucleotides long. RefSeq names its product HGH1 homolog (gene HGH1). The transcript has 7 exons. Lineage: Eukaryota; Metazoa; Chordata; Lepidosauria; Squamata; Viperidae. Bases 1 to 1011 code for a protein of 336 amino acids. The record is from RefSeq and is a predicted model, not a curated record.
AUGGAGGAGGCGCGGGCGCGGGAGCUGCUGGCCUUCCUCCGGCCCGAGGCCCGCGGGGACCUGAAGGGCGGCGCCGUCCGCUUCGUGCUGGGGCUGACCGGGGGCGCCGAGGGCCGCCGGCUGCUGCUCGACCGGCCGGACUUCCUGGAGGCGCUGCUGGCGCUGAGCGGCGACCCGAGCCUCGCCGUGGCCGAGCCCGCCUUGCACGCGCUGGUCAACCUGGCGGCGGAGCCGGGNCUGGCCCAGCCGGCCUGCGCGCUGCUGGCCAACUGGUCCCGCGAGGAGGGCCCCUGCCGGGCGCUCUGGGCCGAGCUGCGGAGGGGCGGCGCGGGGCUGCUGCCGCCGCUGCUGGAGGCCUUCUGCGGGCCGGACCCGCGUCCCGGGGCGCCCUGGCACCACCUGGGCGCGCUGCUGGCCAACCUGAGCCAGCUCCCGGAGGCCCGCGACGCCCUGCUCGACCGCGCCGGGCGCCUGGUGCAGAGGCUGCUGCCCUUCACGCAGGACGCGGGCUCGGCGGUCCGACGGCGCGGCGUGGCGGGGACGCUGCGGAACUGCUGCUUCGACUCCCGGCACCACGAGUGGCUGCUGAGCGAGCAAGUGGACCUGCUGCCCUUCCUUCUCCUGCCCCUGGCGGGCCCCGAGGAGCUGCCGGAGGACGAGAUGGAAAGGCUGCCCCUGGAUCUGCAGUACUUGCCAGCCGACAAGCAGCGGGAGCCGGAAGCUGACAUCCGCAAGAUGCUCCUGGAGACCCUCCUGCUGCUCACGGCCACCAAACCGGGGCGGAUCCUGGUGCGAGACAAAGGCACCUACUUUGUCCUGCGAGAGUUACACAAGUGGGAAGAGGACCGCGGAGUCCGCGCUGCCUGUGAAAAGCUGAUCCAGGUCCUGAUUGGUGACGAGCCCGAGGCUGGGAUGGAAAACCUGCUGGAGGUGAAGAUCCCCCCAGAGGUGGAGCAGCAGCUGCAGCGCCUGGACCAGGAGGAGGAAGAGGAAAGAGUGCACAGUGGGUGA